Messenger RNA from Panicum virgatum (switchgrass), 1141 nucleotides. Its product is annotated as WW domain-binding protein 11-like. NCBI's taxonomy places the organism in Eukaryota, Viridiplantae, Streptophyta, Magnoliopsida, Poales, Poaceae. Bases 56 to 898 code for a protein of 280 amino acids. The transcript has 2 exons. The record is from RefSeq and is a predicted model, not a curated record.
CAAGGUGCGGCAGCUCCACUUGGACGACCACCGGGGGCAGCUAGGCCGGCCAGCAAUGGCGGCGCGCUCCAAGGCGGUGCUGUUCGCCACCCUCCUGGCCGUCGCCGCGCUCUCCGCCGCCGCGGCGCUGGACGACUACGACCAACACGUGUACCGCCGGUGCUACAGGUCCUGCGUGAGGAGAUGCGACGACGACUACGACGAUGAUGACGACGACGCCUUGAAGAAUGGCGUCAGUCCCCUCCGCGCCGCCGUGUCCGACGACCCCGACCACAGUGAUCGCGGCCAUGUCCACGAUCUUGACGACGACUGGGAUGACGAUGACGACGACUGGGACGAUGACGAUGACGACGACGACGACGAUGACGAUGAUGACGAUGACGAGUGCCGGGUGAGUUGCAGGGAUGACUGCACCGAAUACGUGCCCGGCGUCUGCUACCACCACUGCGUCUCCCACUCCUGCUUCUUCCUGCCACCGUAUAGCUUCCGGAGAGUGGCAUGCUUCAGGGGAUGCGGCCACAGAUGCUACCACCACGGCCACCACCAUCACCACCAUCACCAUGACGAUGACGACGACGGUGACGAUGACAAGCCAAGCCCUCCCCAACCUGGGCCGAAGCCGACACCGCCCAAGCCACGACCGGCCCCCGUGCCGCCGAGCCCUGAGUCAAAGCCACCGGUGGCCGUGCCCAAACCGGGAACGCCGCCGCCCACGCCGGCACCGGCACCAAGGACUCCGAAGCCGCCAACGUCAACUCCGAGGACGCCCAAGCCGCCGUCGCGCGGACCGAGGACGCCGAAGCCGCCGGUGCCGAGGCCGACGACGCCCAAGCCACCAGUGCCCAAUCCAGGUCCGAGACCAUCAGAAUCGCAGCAGCCGCCGCCCGUCAACAAUUGAAGGACAACAACACGUCCGAGACAACACCUGAUGAUUAAGCAGAGGUUGCAAAAGCGAUUACUGGUGUAUGGAUUGCUGUCUUUGGUAGUAAGAUGAGAGGAUUAUUAUAUCUCGAUUGGUAGCUGUAAAAUGGGCAUGAACCUUACAUAAGCCUACAUCUAUGGGUCCAGUCCAUGUGACCAUGUCUGCGUGAUGUAACUGAAGAUCAUGCCAUACAGCAGUGAACAUUACAUUGUUUACAUU